AGGGAGGCCGGCGGCGCAUGCGCAGAGCGGCGGGAGCCCAGCUGGCCCAGACACCAGGGAGCCCAACCCUCAGCACAAGGUCAACACCCUCAGACCGUGAGCCCGUUGUCGGGUAGGGAUCGUCUCUAUCAGUUGCCGAAUCGGACUUUCCGAGCGCCUGGUCCAGUGCCGCGCGCACGGUGAGGCCAAUCAAAGGCAAAUAAAUAGUCACAAGACUCACAAGAGAACGGAAUUUUAAGGAAUGGCAACGGGAGACUUGAAAGGGAGCUUACGCAAAGUGGAACAUGGACUUCGUUUGCUGAAUUAUCCCAGAGAGGUGGAUUACGCGGGACCGAGUUUUGAUCAUACGCCCCUUUUGGAAUCACAAAAUUCAAAGUCGACGUUUCCCAGUUGGGAAGGAGUUUCCGAUCAUCUUUUUAAACCCCGCCUCAGAAUGGUCAAGGGAGAUCCUGCAGCCUUUCUACCCAUCAUCAGCUACGCUUUCACGUCCUACUCAACUUGCAUCGCAGAACUGCUGGUGGCUUCAGGCGUGGAACUCAUAGGGAAGAACGACGUGCGCUUUCUAGACGCUGUCUACAAGCUUCUUCGGGAUCGAUUUCAGUAUAAACCAAUUCUAACGAAGCAUCAGUUUCUCCAGUGUGGAUUCGCAGAACGGAAAAUUCAGAUCGUUUGCGAUAUUAUGAACUCUGUGAUGAAGAGACAUAAGGAAUUGUGCAAUCUUAAUAAGGUUAAAUCACAGCCCAAAAGGAAGGGGACUUCCAAGUCAGAUUCUCAGGGAAAUUUUGAAGACCAUUUUGCUGAUCCUGUUAUCGUCGACAUCACCGGCGAGGUUAUGACUUCUGAACAGAAAAAAGCUACAGUGGAGCGUCACCCUGAUAAGGAAGACAAUGUGGAAUUUCCUAGUGCCCGUUCAAUAACGGAAGAUAACAGAGAAACGGAUAUGCCGGGGAAAGAGGUUAUUGAAGGCACGUGUGAGCAACAAGAUCCAGAAUUUAGCACUCAGAUCGCAGCCCUGCAGAGAGGACUUGUCGAAUGCCAAGACAAGCUUGACAGACUGAGUAGGAUAGAGGAUAAAUUACACAGUUUGGAAGAACAGUUGAAAGGAAAAGUGAUUAUAGAUGAAAAAGCCUGGAAUAAUCUCCUAAGCCGUGUUCUCCUUCUUGAAACGGAACUGCUUUUGCAGCCUAAAAAGAACGAUCCGUCUGAGUUUAACGAAGGGAGAAAAGAACGUACAUCAGUCAAGAACACGGAUCUCACGUCCACUGAUCGAGAGAGGAAAGAGGAGAUGCCAGAGAACCUUCAUCUUCAGUCGUCUGGCUACAGCUCGCUAUUAUCCCCAGACCCAUCUCCCCGAACUACGGCCAUUAAUUACAGCGGUUUGACAGAGGUUUCAGAGGAGACGACGAUGCAGAAAGUGGAAAGGAUAGGAAAAAUGAUUCAAGAAACCGCCGAGCUGUUGAAACAUUCAAGUAACCCGUCGUAAAGUUUUCCGCUGGGACUUCCCGGAAGGGACGCGGAGCACUUCCACAGAACCAAAGUUGUCCGGUUUUAAGGAGGCGGGGUUAAUUCUGCCGUCGGCAUUGGGAGCUCACGUUUGGUUUGUAAGCAGUUUUUCUUUCAUUAUUAAAUAUAUACCCUUUCAAUUC
Messenger RNA from Ornithorhynchus anatinus (platypus), 1646 nucleotides. RefSeq names its product centrosomal protein 44 (gene CEP44). NCBI's taxonomy places the organism in Eukaryota, Metazoa, Chordata, Mammalia, Monotremata, Ornithorhynchidae. The transcript is spliced from 13 exons. Bases 242 to 1483 code for a protein of 413 amino acids. The record is from RefSeq and is a predicted model, not a curated record. Gene Ontology annotation, cellular component: spindle pole; centrosome.